This is a messenger RNA of Penicilliopsis zonata CBS 506.65, 3618 nucleotides long. RefSeq lists its product as hypothetical. The record is from RefSeq and is a predicted model, not a curated record. Bases 1 to 3618 code for a protein of 1205 amino acids. Gene Ontology annotation, cellular component: nucleus. NCBI's taxonomy places the organism in Eukaryota, Fungi, Ascomycota, Eurotiomycetes, Eurotiales, Aspergillaceae. The transcript has 3 exons. Gene Ontology annotation, molecular function: poly(A) RNA polymerase activity; RNA binding.
AUGGCAUCGUCUGAGGCUGUCUCAUAUGAAACUGCCCUGUGCAUUCUCCCACCUUCACAUCUCACCCACGAUUUCGAGCGUCUGCGGGAACUAUACGACAAGGCUUAUGGCAGAUGGCCUCCCCAUCUCAAUCUAAUCUAUCCAUUUGUGGCACCAGAAAAUCUCCCACGGGUGCUGGAUUUGGUCCAAUCGACCUUGGCGAGUAAGAAGAUCGAGUUCUUUCCUUUAUGUCUAGGAAAACCGGGGUUUUUCGAUCACAAACGGAGCAGCACCGUAUACACGACAGACGGGGAGAAGGAAAGAUGCGACGUCUUGGAUCAAUUACGACGGGAAAUUCUAGGGGAGCUCGGCCACAGCAGCAAUUCACACCAGCUACAUCUAACAAUAGGGCAGACCGAAGCAGAAGAUUCUUUACUGAGAGAUUACCUGCUGGCCAAGGUAGCUUUGUUGCCGCAAGUUGAGUGGGAGGUGACCGAAUUGGUGGUUUUGAUCCGUGACCGGUCGCAAGGAUUGGAUACCUCUUCAAGUCCUAUGCGAGUCUGGGCAACUCUGCCACUAUCUGGCCAGGAGCCCUGGGUCAACAAUCUGCCUACAACUGGGACCGAGAAAGCUCUCACAACGCUUUCCUCACCUACCGUUCAAUCGAGGCCGACCUUUCGGUUUGUCGAAGGCAAAGGCACUUGGGAGGCAUCCCUUUCGCCCUCACCAGGUACCGCGUUAGAAGAGCAAGGUAGCCACGUUGAUUCUUCUUUAGUUACGCUCUCUUCAUACAAUGUGCUUGUUGAUGCAAUGCACCCUCCUUCACUCGACAGAUACCCUCUGCUCCUGCAGAAUCUGCUUUCAGAUACUGCCGCAGCCGAUAUUCUUCUGUUACAGGAAGUAUCAGAUGACUUCCUAUCUUACCUGCUGAAAGACGCUGAAAUCCGCCGCCGCUACCCUUUCGCCACGCAUGGGCCUCCCGACCAGGCAGACAUGGCACCAUUGCCAAGUCUGCGCAAUACUGUUGUGCUCAGUAGAUGGUCAUUCUCUUGGGAAUGGCUUCCUUUCGAAAAGCGCCACAAAGGCGCCGUGAUCGUCAAAUUUGAUUAUGUGGGAACAUUACGCAACUCGACGUUCUUGCCUCUAGUGGUUGCCGGCGUCCAUCUCUCUUGUGGUCUGAUUGAUAGCUCCAUCGCAGCCAAAAAAUCUCAAUUAAGGGCCAUUCUCAGGCAUCUGGCUGACAUCUUUCGCGAUAAUUCCUGCUUUUUGGCGGGUGACUUCAAUAUCACCACCUCAUCGUAUACACUGGACCUGGCGCUGAAGAGGAAGUCCAUCACCGCGGAAGGCGCAUCUAAUCUGUCAGGUACUGAGGUUCUUCUUUCGCAGGAGGGCUUUUAUGAUUGCUAUUAUGUCAGUCGUGCUGCUGUGUCUUCGGAAAUGUCUGAUUGCUCUCAUGCCCGUCAGGAGUAUCAAAAACUGGGUACAUUAUAUGAAGGAGAAGAAGGUGCAACAUACGAUCCAACCCAUAAUCAUCUUGCUACCCAGAUUGCUGGCAAGAGCUUUCAUAGUCGACCACAGAGGUAUGAUCGGAUUUUAGUCAAGGGCGACAGGUCAAAUGUUCUCCGUUUCAACAUGUUCGGAUUCCCUGUUGGAGACGCCGGUGUUGCCAGUGAUCACUGGGGAAUUAGAGCGGUGCUCACAUUGGACUCCCAGAGUGCCGAACCAGAAAGAAAAAUACCACUUAUCGAAGCUGCAAGAGCACCAAAAGGUCUUGGUGAUGUCAAUCGGCUUAAAGAGUGUCUACAUGCGCGGCAGAUGUUUCCCUCUCCCGAGGAGAUGAGCCAACGCACAGAGGCCAUUGAGCUGGUGACAAAUGUGAUAAACCACCAGGAGGACUCUCCCGCCGCGCCUAGAUUGAACAUCUCUUUCGUCGUGGUCCCGGUUGGUUCAUAUUGGUUGGGAGUCUGGGAUGCCGCAUCCGACCUCGAUCUUCUGGUCAUCGGACAGAUCAGUCCUCGUGUAUUCUUUGCCCUAACGACACCGAAACUGAGGAGAGCUGCAGAUCACGGAAUCAAGAUUUUGAGAAAAGUACGGGCGGCAUCGGGGACGAUGCUGGAGCUGGAAGUCUGUGGUGUACAGCUCGAUCUGCAGUACUGUGCUGCAACACGUAUCGUUGAAAGCUGGCCACAAGCGCUCGAACUCCCACCCACUGAUUCUAUUUUCGAUCUCCCCAUGCAAUCACUGAUUAAACUCAACGCCCUCCGAGAUACGCACUACCUUGAACGCACCAUUCCGGAUCUCGCUGCGUUCCGUCUUGCCUACCGGUCCAUCAAAACUUGGGCUCAGCAACGAGGACUAUACUCUGCAAAACUAGGUUAUUUGGGAGGGGUUCAUAUAGUUUCGCUCCUCGCGCGCAUUUGCAAACUCGCCUUUCGCACAGUGGGCCUCACAUCAGCCGCAGAUAUUAUCUGCACGUUUUUCCAGCAGUAUGCACAGUUUAACUGGAAGAAGGACGUGGUCUACGAUCCAACAUUCUACCAGAAUGGAUCUCGAUAUAUGCGUUCAUUCAGGGAGCCGCUGGUGAUCCUCAGUCUCCAUGCACCGAGAGUGAACGUCGCCCGUGCCGCUUCCGUCCCAUCGGCGAGGACGCUAGAACAAGAGUUCGCCCGGGCAAAUAGGCUGCUUUCGAGUCCUGGGGCUUCCUGGAAGGGGCUGAUUGAUUCCACUGCUUACGUCAGUGGCGUGGAUGAAUUCCAGAAAUCGUACGCCAGCUAUGUGAAGGUUGAUGUGCAGUACUGGGGCGGGGCAGCCACAAAGGGGCGAGCGCUCAUCGGGUGGUUGGAAUGGCGAUGUGUCUCGCUUCUAGUUGACAUCCAUCGCAAAUUCCCCGACAUCCUUGCUCGAAUCUGGCCUGCGCGGUUUACCCAGAUACAUGAAAAUGAAGACAGCGACAAGGAGUACCAGGGCUGUUACCUGAUCGGACUAGCCAAGGGAGACGUAUCUACCACUAGCACGGGACCCAUGACCGAGCCAGACAAGCAAUCCGCGCAGAUCUCCCUUUUAGCCAUCCUGAGGACGUUCGCAGAGGAAAUCCGUGCUGACGAAAAGUACUUUGACGCCUCCUCAUGCUGGGUGGACGUCACUCUGGCAAAGGGGUCCGAGGUGGGUGAUCUUCGGAUUGAUGAUCGCCACUGGGGAUCCUACGGCGGUGAGGAUGACGAGGAAGAAGAGGAGGAGGAGGAGGAGGAAGACCAGUUCCAUGAUGAUGGUGGUGAUGAUGAUGAGAGUCACGAAUCUCUUCCCGUGCCAAAGAGAGGAAGUUUGCCAUCCAGAAAGUCAGUGGGUGGUGGGCCGAAGCUGCGUCCGGCAGGGGAAAUUCUAAGCCGGCUACGAUGGGAUCCGAACCUGGACACGGCGGAUUACAUCGUCGGCUACGAGGACCGGUUUCUAGGCGAGCAAGAGAUGGGUGUCGACCAGUGGAAGGCGGAAUUGACGGAUGAAGCGUUUAUCCCUAUGCAUCGGAUCCUGUACUUUAAACGCAAGGCAGAUGGGGUGAGGGUCUGGGACCGAGAGACGCGGACAGACCUGCUGUCUAAACAAGCUGAACAAGAAGGAACAUGUAUGUUUCAAAUGAGAUGA